This is a messenger RNA of Gastrolobium bilobum, 650 nucleotides long. RefSeq lists its product as uncharacterized. Bases 100 to 636 code for a protein of 178 amino acids. The record is from RefSeq and is a predicted model, not a curated record. The transcript is spliced from 3 exons. Lineage: Eukaryota; Viridiplantae; Streptophyta; Magnoliopsida; Fabales; Fabaceae.
UAGCCCUCACUUCUCUUCUCCCUCCGCCACCAUCGUCUUGCAGCUGCAACCAUAGCACGACGGCGCUGAUUUAAACUCUCCAACUUCAUAUUGCGAGGUAUGGCAUCUGAAAAUACUCAACAAGCCAACAAAGUUAAAGUAGAACGUAGGGCUUGGAGUGACGAAGAGUUUAGUACACUAUUAGAUUUAUUAGAGGAGGCAGUUGCCUUGAACAAAAGGGCUGAUGCUGGGCAAUUCAAAAAUGGUACUUUUAAAUGGUUAGAACAAAAGUUGGAGGCCAAGUUUCCAGAAGCAGGCAUAAAGGUGAAGCCGCAUAUUGAGUUGAUCAUGAGGAGGCUUAAAACGGAGUAUGGUAAUGUAUAUGACAUGUUGAACACAAGUGGUUUUGGGUGGGAUGAUGUUAACAAGAAGAUUCUAGUUGAUAGUGAUGAUGUGUGGAAUGCAUACAUCCAAGCUAAGAGAGACACAACCUUGAAGAACUAUAGGACCAAGGUGUUUCCUCACUUUAAUCGAUUGAUGAUCAUCUUUGGAAAGGAUCGUGCUACUGGAAAAAUGCUGAAGCUCCUGUUGAUGUACUUGAGGACUUGGACGAAGAAGAACAAACUCAUGAAAACAAUGGUACUGCAGUUGUUCUAGAGGGAGAAGCUAAU